CCAUAUCCUGCAUAGUUUAAAUCUCCUCCUUUUUCUCUUGCUCUCUCUUACUCCAAGCCCAUAGAAAAACACUAUGGUGGUGGCCACUCCAACCCCAAUUAGAAGUGAAAAGAUCAGAGAAGUUGAGCUUCCAAUCAUAGACCUCUCAGCAGAGAGAUCAGAGGUGUCAAAGCUCAUUGUAAAAGCUUGUGAAGAGCUUGGUUUUUUCAAGGUCAUCAACCAUGGUGUCCCUGAGGAUGUUAUUGCAAGGAUGGAAGAAGAAAGCUUCCUGUUCUUCUCCAAAUCAGGCUCCGAAAAACAACGGGCCGGGCCAGCUAAUCCCUAUGGUUACGGAAGUAAGAACAUAGGCUUCAAUGGUGAUACCGGAGAGGUUGAAUAUCUUAUUCUCAACACCAACUUUCUCUCCAUUUCUCAAAGAUCCAAAGCUAUCUCCAAUGACCCAAUUAAAUUCAGUUGUGCAGUGAGGGAUUACGUGGAAGCGGUUAGAAUUGUGGCAUGUGAGAUAUUGGAGCUGAUGGCAGAGGGAUUGUGGGUCCCAGACACAUCAGUGUUUAGUAAGCUAAUCAGGGACGUUGAUGAGGACGACUCGCUUUUCAGGCUCAAUCACUAUCCUCCUCUCCUCCUCACGGACAGCUUUCAAGAUAGUGACACGUCACCCUCCUCAUUUCAUCAUCACCUUCAUAAUCAUAAGAUUGGAUUUGGAGAACAUUCUGACCCUCAGAUCUUGACCAUCUUAAGAUCCAACGAUGUCAGUGGGCUCCAAAUCUCUCCACAACAAGGUCUGUGGUUCCCAGUUUCUCCUUACCCCACUACUGCCUUCUGUGUUAAUGUGGGUGAUUUGUUGCAGGCCAUGACAAAUGGGAGGUUUGUGAGUGUGAAACAUAGAGCCCUAGCCAGCUCGUACAAGUCAAGAAUGUCAAUGGCCUAUUUUGGUGCACCAAAACUCCAUGCAAGGAUCACCACGCCGCCAGAGUUGGUCACCCAGUUCAGACCAUGUCUCUAUAGACCCUUCACAUGGGCCGAGUACAAGGAGACUACAUAUUCUCUCCGGCUCAGCGAUAGUCGUCUCAACCUUUUCAAAGUGCAAGAGGGUGAUGAAAUUGUCUGAUAAAAUGAGAAUAUGUAGCACCAAAUUAGUUUGAAAGUGGCCAAAGAACAUCUGUCUCCAAAAUUCUCGUCUUUUUUAUUCUAUUCAAUGCACCUACAAUUGCACAAUAAGAUGAGAAUUUUAAAAUGUAAGAAUAUUAUAGCACGAUUUUGCAGUUAAGAACGUGUUGAGAUAGAGAGAGGAAUUUUAUUAAGUACCUAUGAUCACGUGCCCUUAAAAGAUAAAUAUUAGGGUUGUUUUUGUCACCCCAAGAGGGGAAUUUUGCUAUUUGAAGAAAUUAAAGUUCCAUGG
Camellia sinensis is the source of this 1399-nucleotide messenger RNA. Its product is annotated as gibberellin 2-beta-dioxygenase 2. The record is from RefSeq and is a predicted model, not a curated record. Lineage: Eukaryota; Viridiplantae; Streptophyta; Magnoliopsida; Ericales; Theaceae.